Molecule: messenger RNA, 2428 nt
Organism: Chara braunii
Lineage: Eukaryota; Viridiplantae; Streptophyta; Charophyceae; Charales; Characeae
Source: the annotation of a GenBank genome assembly
GCGGAACGCGUCGCUGAAGCUCCUUCCCCUUCCCCUCCGCCGGCGCCCGCUGCCACUGCGCGCGGAAAGAGGCCGCCAUCGCUCGAAGGAGGUUGCCAUCGCCCAGGAGGCAAUCGGCGUCGCGCCAAGGAGAGCCGCCAACGAGGAGUCGUGCUGAUCUCUCACCGGCGCUCACCAGUUUCUGUCCGCGAGGGGUCGUCUCCUGACGGCAGCGGUUAAGUAGCGGGUGGCCUGCACGUAGAUCGAACAGGACAAUGGCCAACGCUGCAGCGAACGACGAGAGUACGAGUCCGCAGGGCGAUAGCGAGAUGAUGGACGUCGACCCUCGGGUUGCGGAGUUUCUUCAGGGGCUGCCGAAGACCGUACGGGUGCGUGUGGAAGAGUUGCAGAAACUUCAGGAGGAGCACGACGAAGUGGAGGAGAAGUUUCGCGAAGAGUUGGCUGCCCUAGAGAGGAAGUAUGAGAAGUUGUACGAGCCUUUUUAUGUCAAAAGAGAGGCGAUCGUUUCUGGUGAAGCUGCGGCUGCUGUCGCUAAGGCCGGUGCUGAUGACGGAGUGAAGGGAGUGCCAGAUUUCUGGCUGACUGUUUUCAAGAACCACGACGACCUGGGGAGGCGCAUCACUACCCGGGACGAGGAAGCUCUGAAGCACUUGAAAGAUGUCAGAUGUAGUCGUUUGCAAGAAGAUGGAAACGACGCCAGUUUCAAAUUGGAAUUUGUUUUCGCUCCCAAUCCGUUUUUCAGCAACGAGAUUCUGACGAAGACUUACCACAUGGACGACGAUGACGGCGAGCCGGUGUUGGACAAGGCGGUAGGSACGRCCAUMGAGUGGAAGAAGGAKAAUCUCUGCCAGGCGGCGAAAUCGGCGGCUGUGAGAAAAUCUGCUCGCACGAACGGUGAGGAGAAGCCCUCGGAGGCUAAGGGUGAUGGCGAGGAAGAUUGCGAUAGCUUUUUCACGUUCUUUACGCCUCCUGAGAUCCCUGAAGACGAGGACAAGCUGGACGACGUGGAGAUGGAGGAGCUUCACCAAGAUUUGGAGGAUGAUUACGAGCUGGGAAUCUCUAUAAAGGAGCAAAUCAUUCCACACGCUGUGGCAUGGUACACCGGCGAAGCCGUCGACGACGAGGACGAGGACGAUGAAGACGACGAGGAUGAAGAUGAUGAAGCUGAACAGCAAUAGAAGCUUGUGGUGGGAGUAGGAGCAAUAGGGUUUUCGUUCGUUGCUAGGUUGAUUUCUUUCCAGUUUUGCAUUCGCUCGGAGGAUCGCCAUUGCCUGUGAUAGUAGUGUUGUCAUUUGCCACCUCUUCAUCUGGUGCAAUGGGUCUUUUAUGGCUUUCUGUCCGUCCUCCCUCGGGAUUCCCGAUCUGGGUCUUCUCUUCGCAGCAGAGUCGUGUUGAAGUUUGUGUGUUAGUUAAAUCUCUCUGCUUGUCUUUUCUGGUUUUUCUAGUCUUUACCAUUUCCGUCCGGAUGAGAAAAAAUAUGCCUGUUUCCAACUCCACCAUUCUGAAUGCGUGCGCUGUGGACUAUGUUCUGCCCGGAAAGAGUCGUGGUGCCUGUUUGCGAUCCGCUGAAGGGGAGAGAGGUGGACCAAUCACCACCUCUCAGCCUGAUCGCCUGCUGGAAACUGAUGAGCGAUGUGUUGGUGAUUAUGUGGUGAUGCUUGAUGCGAUUGUUUCUUUCUCUAUCGUGUGCAACGAGCGAUGGAAAUAGGUUAUGGCAUUGGUUUAGCAGUGUGAGCAACUCGUGUUUGAGAGAUUCGUCGGCGUGGGGGCACACGGCACAAUGGAACUGAGGCGGACGGUGGUAGUUUUUUCCAGUUCAGCGCAUGUGUUCUCUCUUUACCGUCGGUUCAGUCAGGUGUGUCUGUCGUAGUGGAAGAAUUUGGUUGGCAUUUCGUUGUGGAAUUUUGAGAAUAUGAUUUGUUGUGAAGAACUCUUGUUGGCUUGUGCCUCGUCUUUGAUCAGCAGAAGCACAUACCCUUUUUCAACAUUUCCGUGCUCCUGAUGGCGCUCUUUGUUGUAUGUUUGUGCUUGUUGCGUUUGUGUGUAUCUGAAUGUUUUCUUAUCUAACUGUUUAUCCAUGGUCUCAUGGAUUUUGGAAAACCUGUUGUAUGUAGGUCCGUAUGGACAUAAAACGUGACCUGUCUAUGAUAUCCAGGGAUAUAGUGCUCGUGUUGGGGUUCGAGUCUGGUGCGUGUACGUGUUAAUUGUGGAUGUGGUUGUCCGUUUUCAUCACGCAUGUUAUGAAGAUCGGUUUUGUUGCUUAUUAACGUCCGUGCAGCGGCGCUUCUCUGUAUACAUAACGUGAUUAUCAGACUCAGAGUGACGGUGCCCGGUGUGUGGGUUUUAUCUUCCUUGCGGUGUGGGAGUCAUGGUGACAUGAAUUGCGGAGUAUUUAUUGGACUAGACGUUGGCAAAAGCUAUUGGCCGU